Conger conger (European conger) is the source of this 3100-nucleotide messenger RNA. RefSeq names its product phosphoribosyl pyrophosphate synthase-associated protein 2-like. The transcript has 11 exons. Gene Ontology annotation, biological process: purine nucleotide biosynthetic process; 5-phosphoribose 1-diphosphate biosynthetic process. Lineage: Eukaryota; Metazoa; Chordata; Actinopteri; Anguilliformes; Congridae. Bases 130 to 1203 code for a protein of 357 amino acids. Gene Ontology annotation, cellular component: cytoplasm; ribose phosphate diphosphokinase complex. The record is from RefSeq and is a predicted model, not a curated record. Gene Ontology annotation, molecular function: magnesium ion binding; ribose phosphate diphosphokinase activity.
AAUAGGUUGAGUUGAGAGCAUAAGGUUGGGUGGAACCGCGUGAAGCACAAGCUGGAAGGAUUCUGCAGCCCCAGGGAGCCCAGGGAACCCGUACCCGAAUCUCAGGAGGGCGCCAAGACUCCACCUGUCAUGAGUGCCACCAAGGGAGGCCUGGUCAUCUUCACCGCCAACUCCAACCCCUCCAGCAGGGAGCUGGGACGGCGGAUUGCAGAACGUUUGGGAGUGGAGCUUGGAAAAGUGCAGGUUUAUCAGGAAGCCAACAGAGAAACGCGGGUGCAGAUCCAGGAGUCAGUGCGUGGGAAGGACGUCUUCAUCAUCCAGACGGUGUCCAGGGACGUGAACACCACCAUCAUGGAGCUGCUGAUCAUGGUGUACGCCUGCCGCACCUCCUGUGCCCACAACAUCAUCGGCGUGGUGCCGUACUUCCCCUACAGCAAGCAGUGCAAGAUGAGGAAGAGGGGCUCCAUUGUGUCCAAGCUGCUGGCCUCCAUGAUGUGUAAAGCAGGCCUGAGCCACCUGAUCACCAUGGACCUGCACCAGAAGGAGAUCCAGGGGUUCUUCAACAUCCCGGUGGAUAACCUGCGCGCCUCCCCGUUCCUCCUGCAGUACAUCCAGGAGGAGAUCCCAGACUAUAGAAAUGCAGUAAUUGUGGCCAAAUCUCCAGCUUCGGCCAAAAGGGCGCAGUCCUUCGCCGAGCGGCUGCGGCUGGGCAUGGCGGUCAUCCACGGCGAGGCCCAGGACGCCGAUUCGGACCUGGUGGACGGACGGCACUCCCCGCCCGUGGUGAAGAACAUGGCCGCCAUUCACCCCAGCCUGGAGAUCCCCCUGCUCAUUCCCAAAGAGAAGCCUCCGAUCACGGUGGUGGGCGACGUCGGGGGCCGGAUCGCCAUCAUCGUGGAUGACAUCAUCGACGACGUGGACAGCUUCCUGGCGGCGGCCGAUACGCUGAAGGAGAGGGGGGCGUACAAGAUCUUCGUCAUGGCGACGCACGGCAUCCUGUCCUCGGACGCGCCCCGGCUCAUCGAGGAGUCCGCCAUCGACGCGGUGGUGGUGAGCAACACCAUCCCCCACGAGGUGCAGAAGCUGCAGUGCCCCAAGAUAAAGACGGUGGACAUCAGCAUGAUCCUGUCCGAGGCCAUCCGCCGCAUCCACAACGGGGAGUCCAUGUCCUACCUGUUCCGCAACAUCGGCCUGGACGACUGAGCGCCACGCGGGAUGUGCCUUUUUCACCGGAACGUUCCGCGGGUACGCCGACGAGUUCAAUCUCACGGGGGCCGUUUUUCCACCGGCCCGUGCGUCGUAGUCCUGUCAGGCCUCGUGUUUUUAGAUGAUAUUUUAUUUCCAGUACAAAAUCAAAAAACAGGAAAUCAUAAAAUGGAAAAUUUCUACGGAUUUGGAUAUGUUCACAGCCUCACUGGUGUGAUUUGGUUGCAGAUACAGUUUGGAGAUAAAAUAUUUUCCUACAGAAAAGAAAGGCUUCCCAUAAAACCCAUAAAAAGUAUGCCCACAUACUAGGCCCAGCACCAUUAUACAGUGUUAGAUUUUCCACACUAGAAAAAUGAACACAGCUAAAAUGACAUCAUCUGGUGAAGCUAAAUCAUUCCCGUACCCAUUCCCAUAGUAUCAUUCCUGUACGCAUCAUUCCUGUACCCGUCAUUCCCAAAUGUGCCAUUCCUGUACGCGUUAUUCCCAUGCUCAUCAUUCCUUUACUCAUUUCUGUGCUCAUCAUUCCUGUACACAUCAUUCCUGUACACAUCAUUCCUGUACACAUCAUUCCUGUGCUCAUCAUUCCUGUGCUCAUCAUUCCUGUACACAUCAUUCCUGUACACAUCAUGUACACAUCAUUCCUGUACUCAUCAUUCCUGUACACAUCAUUCCUGUACACAUCAUUCCUGUGCACAUCAUUCCUGUGCUCAUCAUUCCUGUGCUCAUCAUUCCUGUACACAUCAUUCCUGUACACAUCAUUCCUGUACACAUUCCUGUACACAUCAUUCCUGUACUCAUCAUUCCCAUAGACAUGCCCGCACAUGUCUGUACGUGCCGUCACUCUGGAUAAGACUGUCUGCUAAGAAGUUGAGAAGCUGUCCUGUAAUAUCAUCUGCAAACUCAUUUGAAGUUUUUUCCCCCAGUAACAAACCUGACUGCAAGAAGCCAGUCAGUCAUCUUGCAGAAUCAACUAAUGCAAAUUAGAAUAUUUUUACUCAUUCAUAUGGCUGGCUCAUUUUGGGUAACACAUACUGUAGAUCCGGCCUCAUCACUGUGCCAAAUCUGAAUGUAACCUGUUUAAAUUACCUCACAAACUGCUGCAUCUAUCCCUGGGCAGUCUGCCCAUGACAAGACGAACACUGUCUGUUACAGCCAAUCAAAUCACUGACACAUUUGGCUGGCCUUCCUUUUUAAGUUCAGCCGUAUUAUUUAAGUGCCAUUUAGAUUUUUUGUGAAACUCAUAUAAUUUACUCAUGAACCAACUUGAGAUAUGUUCAGUGGAUAUGGAUAUUGUGAUGAAAAGAUAUUGCUACUGAGGACAGCAAAAAAAAAAAGGUCAAAUUGUGUACUUGCAGAACUAAUCGCUGUUUUAUUUAAAAUGUUAGAGAUAUGUUUAUUUUCAUUAUGCACGUUUUCACAUUUCUAAAUGGUGAAAUAGUGAAGGAAAUGCUACUAUAUGUGGAAAUCUACAUUUCCGUAUUUAAUAAAACCCAUCCCACAAGUAUUUACAGACAUUGUUAAUUGUGAAUAUUCCAUUAUCAGACUGCUUUAAAAAUGAAAGCAGUGUUUUUAUAAUUGGCUUAUUGAUUGAGCUCGGUCAAAUCAGGGUAUUUUAAGUGUUGCUCAGAAACAGUUGUCAAUCAUCCACCCCUGUAAAUAUUUUUUCUUUCAGAUGACAUAUUAAUCGAAUCCUUUCUUUGCUGGAUAGUUUUUGUUCCUUUUGUCAAGUCUAAUUUUAUAUUUUAAACCUGGCCUCUGUUAUGUCAUUAGGGAUUGUGACGACCUGCAAAGAAAACGACUGAUGUUUGUGAAAUGACUGAAUCUAAAGGAGGCCUUUGUAUUUAUUUUGAGCAACUCAUGGGAGAAAAAACUCAAAUAAAAUUUGACAGUUAAA